GGAGACGGUGGCGAAGCCGAGUCGGUCGGCGGCGGGGGCAACGGCGACGCCGAGGGAGGCGGCGGCGACGGCGAGUCGGAGGGAGGCGGCGACGAGGGCGAGGUGGAGGGAGGCGGUGGCGAGGGCGAGGCGGACGGCAGUGGCGGCGACGGCGAUGCUGAGGGCGGCGGGGGCGAAGGCGAUGCCGAGGGAGGCGGCGGCGACGGCGAUGCCGAGGGAGGCGGCGGCGACGGCGAGGCCGACGGAGGCGGCGGCGACGGCGAUGCCGAGGGAGGCGGCGGCGACGGCGAUGCCGAGGGCGGCGGCGGCGAUGGUGAGGCCGAGGGCGGCGGCGGCGAGGGCGACGCGGACGGCGGCGGUGGUGACGGUGAGGUGGACGGCGGCGGCGGAGACGGUGGCGGCGACGGCGAGGCGGACGGAGGCGGCGGCGAGGGCGAGGCGGACGGCGGCGGCGGCGACGGCGAGGCGGACGGAGGCGGCGGCGACGGUGAGGUGGACGGCGGCGGCGGAGACGGUGAGGUGGACGGAGGCGGUGGCGAGGGCGAGGCGGACGGCGGUGGCGGCGACGGCGAUGCUGAGGGCGGCGGGGGCGACGGCGAGGCGGACGGCGGCGGCGGCGAGGGCGAGGUGAAGGGAGGCGGUGGCGAGGGCGAGGCGGACGGCGGCGGGGGCGACGGCGAUGCCGAGGGAGGCGGCGGCGACGGCGAGUCGGAGGGAGGCGGCGGCGAGGGCGAGGCGGACGACGGCGGCGGCGACGGCGAGGCGGAGGGAGGCGGCGGUGACGGUGAGGUGGACGGAGGCGGUGUUGACGGUGAGGUGGACGGCGGCGGCGGAGACGGUGAGGCGGAGGGAGGCGGCGGCGAGGGCGACGCGGACGGCGGCGGCGGCGACGGCGAUGCCGAGGGAGGCGGCGACGAGGGCGACACGGACGGCGGCGGGGGCGAAGGGCGGCGGGGCGACGGCGAGGCGGACGGAGGCGGCGGCGACGGUGAGGCGGAGGGAGGCGGCGGCGAGGGCGAGGCGGAGGGAGGCGGCGGCGACGGCGAGGCGGAGGAAGGCGGCGGCGACGGCGAGGCCGACGGAGGCGGCGGCGACGGCGACGCAGAGGGAGGCGGCGGCGAUGGUGAGGCCGAGGGCGGCGGCGGCGAGGGCGACGCGGACGGCGGCGGCGGCGACGGCGAGGCGGACGGAGGCGGCGGCGAGGGCGAGGUGAAGGGAGGCGGUGGCGAGGGCGGCGGCGGCGAGGGCGGCAGUGGAGACGGGGGCGGCGGCGACGGCGGCGGCUGGCUGGGCGGCGGCGACGGCGGCGGCGACGGCGGCGGGGGCGAGGGUGGCGGACUGGGCGAUGGAGAGGGCGGCGGCGGAGUCGUCGCAGACGAUGUGGCGAUGCCGACGAAGAG
Emiliania huxleyi CCMP1516 is the source of this 1400-nucleotide messenger RNA. RefSeq lists its product as hypothetical. The record is from RefSeq and is a predicted model, not a curated record. The transcript has 3 exons. The annotation marks the transcript as partial. NCBI's taxonomy places the organism in Eukaryota, Haptophyta, Isochrysidales, Noelaerhabdaceae.